UUGCACUGUCAUCGCGAAUAUUAAGUGCAUUUUUAGAUAAAACUGGGAGUCUUUUGUGAAAUUGCAAAGCGAACUGGGAGUCUUUUGUGAAAUUGUUUAGCGUUGAUUUUUCUAAAUAAAUAAUCAGUAGCAGACCUGAGGUAACUCAUUGUAGUUACUUACAAUUUUACUUUCUUUCUAUUUUAAAGAUCAUAUGAUCCAACAUGUGUGGUCGAACUUGUUUAACCCUUGGGCCGGACGAAAUUCAACGCUUUUGUAAAUAUCAGAACUCGAAUGAAAUCAAACCAAAAGUACCGGAAUACCGAAACGAAUUCAACUGCGGCAAAAAGUUUCAGCCUUCGUAUAACAUUGCGCCAACAGACAUUAGUCCUGUACUGAUCUCAGCUGCUCAUUUCGAUGAAAAGAAAGACAGUGCGAAACGAAUCAUAGUCCCGAUGAUGUGGAGCAUGGUUCCUAGAUGGCACAAAGGAGACUAUCGCAAACAUGGCCUCACUACGAAUAACUGCAGACUAGAGAGUCUCACAACGUCCAAACUUUAUGGUCCACCACUUGAAAUAGGGCAGCGAUGUGUAAUUCUCUGCGAGGGCUUCUACGAGUGGCAAACCACGGAACAUUUAAAGGCCUGCGAUAGGCCAGCAUUUUACGUACAUAUGCCCCAAACUGGAGGCGUGAAAAUGGAAGAUAAAUCAACUUGGAAUUGUGAAGAUGCUAGUCUUAAUCUUCUAAAAAUGGCAGGACUUUUUGACGUGUGGGAAGACGACUGUGGCGACAAGUUGUACAGUUAUACCGUAAUCACAUUCGAAUCGAACAAAAAGUUUUCUGAAAUUCACCACCGUAUACCGGCGAUUUUAGAAUCGGAGGACGAAGUGACAGCGUGGCUAGAUUUCCGUCGGGUUAACGCAAAUCGAGCUUUGAAAAUAUUAAAACCCAGUGAACUAAUCCAAUGGUAUCCCGUAUCAAACCUGGUAAACAAUUCAAGGAAUAAAUCCGAUCCAUGCAACAAACCACUAAACAAAGAGAAGAUGAAAAGUCGUCUCAGCUCUGAGGGUAAUUUCAUGAAAUCGUGGUUGACUGGAAGGAAGCGGAACUCUGAGGAAAAUCAUGACACGCCGGAUCCAGAAAAGAGGCAAAGCAAAAUAAUAAAACUGGAGAGCAUUGAGUAACGCAAAUUCCGUGAAUUUAUUCCAUGAUCAUGUCCUUGUCUAGAUCUUUUUUGGCUGUUUCAAGGCUUUUGCGGGAGAUAAAAUGUAACUUUAGAUGUUGUAUAGUUUGUGCAUCGCCAUCCCAGUUCUGAAAUUUCCGAAACUCAACUUUGUGACACAAGUUUGGCAACUCCAAUCCACCACCGUUGAAAUCGUUGGUUUCUUUUUCCAGCGUCAUUUUUAUGCUGGCCUCUCGAGAUGCAUGCUGGUUAUUUCGUUGCUUGCUAAUUGACUGAACCAAUUUGAUUUGCUCCAACUCUUCGUCGAACCGUAUGAGAUAUCUACAAAAGCGUAAAAAUAAAAUAAUGACUGAAAUUUCUAA
Toxorhynchites rutilus septentrionalis is the source of this 1524-nucleotide messenger RNA. RefSeq names its product abasic site processing protein HMCES. The record is from RefSeq and is a predicted model, not a curated record. Gene Ontology annotation, molecular function: single-stranded DNA binding. The transcript has 2 exons. Bases 204 to 1163 code for a protein of 319 amino acids. Gene Ontology annotation, biological process: DNA damage response. Lineage: Eukaryota; Metazoa; Arthropoda; Insecta; Diptera; Culicidae.